Messenger RNA from Oryzias melastigma (Indian medaka), 20241 nucleotides. RefSeq names its product obscurin, cytoskeletal calmodulin and titin-interacting RhoGEF b (gene obscnb). Gene Ontology annotation, molecular function: protein binding; guanyl-nucleotide exchange factor activity. Lineage: Eukaryota; Metazoa; Chordata; Actinopteri; Beloniformes; Adrianichthyidae. The record is from RefSeq and is a predicted model, not a curated record.
GUCGGAACGUCAGCUAUUUGGCAUCAUGAGCCCCCGGAGAAGAAAGGAAAAAUAAGUGUAGUCAAGCACCCACCGCAGGAGGCUGGGACUCGUUCCAUCACCCUGGAUUUACAACCAUUUCACGGAGAUUGGAGCAUAAAGAAGAGAUUUUCACAAACAAACCCGGAUUUGGAUUUCUCCUUUGGAAAUUUUUCCAACUAAUUGACGGUCACGUGGUUCACCUGUGCGUCUCCGGAUCCAAGGAAACGACCAAAGAAUGGAUCAGAACUUCUUCGGAGGGGCCCCCCGGUUUCUCACCCGGCCCAAGGCUUUCUCGGUGUGCGUGGGGAAGGACGCCACACUCAGCUGCACUAUCGUGGGCAGCCCCACCCCGGUCGUCAGCUGGGAAAAAGACAAGCUCAAGCUCACGUCUGGGGGCCGCUUCAAGACCGUGGAGGACGGAGACGUGUACCGCCUGACCAUCUACGACCUGACGCUGGAAGACAGCGGCCAGUACAUGUGCCGAGCCAAAAACAGCGUUGGGGAGGCGUACGCCGCCGUGACCCUGAAGGUGGCCCUGCCAGCAGAGAUGUCUCAGAGGGCCCCCGUUUUCAUGGUGAAGCCUUCCUCCACGCGUGUCGGGUUGGGGGGGGACGUCGUCUUCCACUGCCGGGUCGCUGCUCACCCCGAGGCCAACUUUGAGUGGGAGAAGGACGGGCGCUACCUCGGAGAGACCAACCGCAUCAAGAUCGUGUCUGACAGCGACAGCAGCACGUUGAGGAUUCAGAGUGUUCGGAAUCUGGACGGCGGCACCUACACCUGCAGGGCCCAGAACGCCGUGGGCCGCUCCCAGGCCGCAGCCACCCUCGCCAUAGACACGCAGGACGCUCGCCACACGUCCGUGGACAAAAACACCUCCCUGCUGUCCCAUCUGCAGAAGCGCAAAGAGGAAAUGAAGAAGGACAUUUCCAUCUAUCGCUCGGAAGAGAAGAGCAGCUCCGUCUCUUCCUCCUCCACAACCAACAUGGCCGACGUGUUGACCUCCCUCAACCUGGAGCACGAGUUAAGGGCGUCCGCUCUGGCCAAGCUUCCCAAGGGCGUGUUCACCCGCACGUGCACAGUGACCGAGGGCAAGCACGCCAAGCUCAGCUGCUUCGUGACAGGCCACCCCAAACCGCACAUCAUCUGGAGGAAGGACGGGACGAACAUUGGCGAGGGCCGCAGGCACGUCAUCUACGAGGACCAAGCCGAGAACUUCAUCCUGAAGAUCCUGUACUGCAAGCAGAGCGACAACGGCCUUUACACCUGCAACGCCACGAACAUGGCUGGGCAGACGUACAGCGCUGUGUUGGUGACAGUGAAAGAGCCCAAAGUUCCGUUCAGGAGGAAGCUGCAGGAUGUGGAGGUGCAGGAAAAAGCCUCAGCUAAGCUCAUGUGUGAGGUCCCUCUGGUCGCCACUCAGGCCAACUGGUUCAUGGAGGAGACGCGGCUGGAGCAGAGCUACAAGUACCACAUGGAGGAGGACGGCACCGUGCGCCGCCUCACCAUACACAACGUGACCACCAACGACGACGGCGUCUACAUCUGCGAGAUGAAGGAGGGCAGCCGGACUGUGGCUGAGCUCACCGUCCUGGGUAACAUCACUAAAAAGCUUCCUCGAAGGACAGUAGUUCCGGUCAGCGACACGGUCAUCUUCUGCGUGGAGCUGGAACAUCCGUGCCCGGACGCGUACUGGACUCGGAACGGCGAGAAGUUGAAGCAAGAUUCCCGCAUUUCCAUCGCUUCCACGCUGAGACAGUACACCCUGACCAUCAGGGACUGUCAGGCAGAUGACUCCGGAGAGGUGGCCUUUGUGGCUGGAGACUGCAAGACCUCCACGCGCUUCUCUGUCACCGCCGCACGGAAACAUCCUCCUGAUCCUCCCAUCGAUGCUGCGGUCCAGAACAAGACCGACUCCUCCAUCACCUUUCGGUGGUCCCCCCCAGACAGCGACCGUCCUGUACCCAUCAAAGGCUACAUCAUGGAGCGAAGGAAAGUCGGCGCCUCUACCUGGCAAAGGUGCAACGCCGGAGAGCUUAUUGUUACGACCGAGAUCUCGAUCUCCAACUUCACUGAAGAAGCUAGCUACCAGUUCCGACUCUCUGCUGUCAAUGACUUUGGGCAGAGUCCUUACCUGGAGGUUCCUGGAAGCUUCUAUCUUGAGCCCACGGCAGACUUGAGGACAGGUCUGGUGAACAGCUCUGCGGUUUCCGGCGAGGAGUUCUCUCUGUCUGUGGAACUGUCCGCAGCUUGCUCGGGUUUCUGGUCUUUAAACGGACGCCUCCUGCGUAGUGGAGCCGACUACCUCAUCACCAGGUCCAAGACCACCCACACGCUGGUCAUCCGCAACGUCACCACGGAAAUGAACGGAGCCGAAGUGAAAUUUGUGGGUGGGGGCUCAGAGAGCAGCUGCAUUUUGACUGUGAAAGCCGCUCCUGUUCGGUUCACCAACAAGUCAGAUCUUCCUGCAGAAGUGACCUGCAGCGUCCAAGACGCCGCUGAGCUGACUGCUGAGGUCUCAGACUAUGAAGCCGAGGUUGUUUGGAUGAAAGAUGGUCGGGAGGUAAAAGUUGGCAAGAAGUACGAGUACGUGGUGGUCGAUCGAAAGAGGAUCCUGGUGGUUCACAAUGUGACAGAGGAAGAUGUGGGCAUUUAUGAGUGUGUUUUAGGAAGUGAAAAGUUACCCAUAAAACUCAACCUGAAAGAUGAACCUGCCAAGUUUCUAAACAAAGCACGAGGUCCUAUGGGAUUAUCAUCCUCACUCAAAGGAGAUCUGGAGUUGAGCUGUGAAGUGUCUCCUGCCAGCGCUGUCGUUGUUUGGAGAAAGGAUCAAGUAGAGAUUACGGAGGACCAAAGAACUAUAAUCUUUUCUAAAGGGACUCAAAGGAAGCUCAUCAUCAAGGGCGCCAAGAAAAAUGAUGAAGGCCACUACUCCUGUGAGACAGCAGCUGACAGAGUCACAUUCCAUGUCAAAAUCAAAGAAACUCAAGCUCAAGCUCUUUUCACCAACAAGGAGUCGGUCCAGAAGGAGGUGAGAGCGACUCUUUCCCAGAAGGUAACACUGAGCUGUGAGGUGUCUGACAGCAAGGUGGAGGUGAAAUGGCACAAAGACGGAAAGCUGCUAGGGUCCAGUCGGGCGGUGUACCCGGAGGCGAAGGGCGCUGUCCGUCAGCUGGUGAUUGAAAAGGCCGAGAAGAGUGAUGCUGGGGAGUACACGUGUGAAGCUGGAGGAGAGAAGCUGUCCUUCAAGAUCUUUGUGUCAGAUGUUCAACCGGCGUUCCUCAACAAAGACUCGGUUCAGAGGGAAGUGAAAGCCACCGUCUCCCAGAAAACCACGUUGAGUUGUGAGGUCGUUGAUGCCAAAACAGAAGUCAAAUGGUUCAAAGAUGGCAAGCAGCUGACCUCCAGCAAAAGCAUUCACACCGAGUCAAAAGGAAAACUUCGUCAGCUGGUGAUUGACAGUGUGGAGAAGAAGGAUGCUGGAGAGUACGUUUGUGAGGCUGGGUCGGAGAAGAUGGACUUUAAGAUCCAAGUAGCAGAGAUCCAGCCAGUCUUCAACAAAGAUUCAGUCCAGAAGGAGAUGAAAGCCAAUGUAUCCCAGAAGGCCACUCUCAGCUGUGAGGUGUUUGAUUCCAAGACAGAGGUGAAAUGGUACAAAGAUAACAAGCUCAUCACUUCCAGUAAAACCGUUCAUGUCGAGGCGAAGGGGAAGAUUCGCCAGUUGGUAAUCGACAGCUUGAAGAAGAAAGACGCCGGAGAGUACACCUGUGAAUCUGGGACUGAAAAACUUGUCUUUAGGCUUCAGGUGGCAGACAUGCAGGCGCAGUCGGCUUUUCUUAAAAAAGAGUCUGUCCAGAAGGAGGUGAAGGCCGCCAUCUCCAAGACCGCCACCCUGACCUGUGAGGUGGCUAAUGCCAAAACGGAGGUGAAAUGGUUCAAGGAGGGAAAACUGUUGACCUCCAGCAAGACGGUUCAUACAGAGUCUAGAGGGAAGACGCGGCAGCUGAUCAUUGACAGUGUGGAGAAGAAAGAUGCUGGAGAAUACACCUGUGAGGCUGGAACUGAGAAGAUGACCUUUAAGAUACACCUGGAUGAAGGUCAAUCCAAAUCUUCCUUCUCCAACAAAGAGUCUGUCCAGAAGGAGGUGAAGGCCGCCAUCUCCAAGACCGCCACCCUGACCUGUGAGGUGGCUGAUGCCAAAACGGAGGUGAAAUGGUUGAAGGAGGGAAAACUGUUGACCUCCAGCAAGACGGUUCAUGCAGAGUCUAGAGGGAAGACGCGGCAGCUGAUCAUUGACAGUGUGGAGAAGAAAGAUGCUGGAGAAUACACCUGUGAGGCUGGAACUGAGAAGAUGACCUUUAAGAUACACCUGGAUGAAGUUCAAUCCAAAUCUUCCUUCUCCAACAAAGAGUCUGUCCAGAAUGAGGUGAAGGCCGCCAUCUCCAAGACCGCCACCCUGACCUGUGAGGUGGCUGAUGCCAAAACGGAGGUGAAAUGGUUGAAGGAGGGAAAACUGUUGACCUCCAGCAAGACAGUUCAUACAGAGUCUAGAGGGAAGACGCGGCAGCUGAUCAUUGACAGUGUGGAGAAGAAAGAUGCUGGAGAAUACACCUGUGAGGCUGGAACUGAGAAGAUGACCUUUAAGAUACACCUGGAUGAAUCGGCGUCGGCCUUCUCCAACAAAGAUUCUGUUCAGAAGGAGGUGAAGGCGGCGCUCUCUGAGAAAGUCGCCCUGAAGUGCGAGGUGGCCGAUGUGAAGACGGAGGUCAAAUGGUACAAAGACAACAAACUGCUGAGUUCCAGUAAGACCGUUCAUGUGGAGUCUAAGGGGAAAAGUCGCAUGUUGGUGAUCGACAGCGUGGAGAAGAAAGACGCUGGAGAAUAUGCCUGUGAGGCUGGAAGUGAGAAGUUAGGAUUCAAGCUCAAGUUAGCAGAUGUUCCUGUGAAGUUCCAGAAGAAGCCAGUUAAGGAUAAAUACAUAGUGGAAGCAGGUGAAAACAUUGUUUUAUCCACCGAGCUGACCGCAGAGAGCGGCAGCGUCAGGUGGUUCAGAGACGAGGUGGAGCUCAAAGAGGGCGGCAAGUACGAAGUGAGAAAAGAUGGCCUCUCCCGGACUCUGACGGUGAAAUGUUCAGAGACCAAAGACAGCGGGACGUACUCCUGUCAGACCUCAGGCGACAAGGUGGAGUUCAAGGUUCAGGUUGAAGAUGCAGCUUUGAAGUUUGUGGUUCCUUUGAAAGCUGCUUCAGUGGAAUCCGGCGGCACGCUGAGUCUGGUGUGUGAGUUAAAUAAGGCGUCGGGGGAUGUUGUCUGGAAACACGACGGCAAGGAGAUCAAACCCGGAGGCAGGAACUGCAUCGGAACAGAAGGCGCUAAGAGAGCUCUCACUGUGACCGGCAUGACGAAAGAAGACGAAGGAGAAUACAGCUGUGAAUGUAGGAGUGACAAGACUUCUGCUAAAGUGACCUCUAAAGCACCAAGACUCGUGAGGCUGACCACCAAGCUGAACAAUGUUGUGGCUACGGAGGGAAAAGACGCAAUUUUUAAGUGCGCCGUAACGCCAGCGGAUGCAAAUGUCAGGUGGUUCCACAAAAAUAUUCCCAUCACUGUUGGUCCAAAGUACAAGACUGAACACGGCGCCGGGAGUCACUCGCUCACCAUCACCUCCGUCACCCAGAAAGACGCCGGCGAGAUAAGCGUCGACGCCGAGGGCAAAACUUGCAAAGCGACUCUGCAAGUUCAGCACGAGCCUGUGACCUUCAAGAAGAAGCUGGAAAACCUGACGGUGGAGGAGCAGAGUGAGGUGAAGCUGGAGGUGGAGCUCAGUAAGGCGUCGGACGAGGUCAGGUGGAUGAAGAACAGUGUGGUGCUGCAGCCGGCAGGAAACAUCCAGAUCCGGCUGGACGGAGCCAAGCAGGCUCUGAUCUUCAAGAAGGUCUCUUAUGACGACCGAGGAAUCUACUCCUGUGAAACUCUGGAUGACAAAACUCAGGCCAAACUUACCGUGGAAAUGAAGAAGAUCCAUGUCGUUAAGGGUCUCGCAGAAACUAAAGCGCAUGAAACAGAGAGUGCAACGUUCGAGGUGGAACUCAGUCAAGAGGAUGUUGAAGGUUCGUGGACCAGAGAUGGGACCAAGUUGAAGACAGGAGCAAACUGCAGGAUCUCAGUCCAGGGAAAGAAGCAGUCCCUGACGCUGUCUAACCUGAAGAAAGAAGACGCUGGAACUGUUUCCUUCAAGGCAGAAGGAGUCCAUACGUCAGCCAAACUGGUUGUCACAGAACUUCCCGCGAUGAUCUGCAAACCGUUAACGGACGUAAAAGUUCCAGAGAAGGAAACAGCUGCUUUUGAGUGUGAGGUUUCUCGAGCCAACGCAGAGGUUAGAUGGUUCAAGGACGAUGUGGAACUGAAACCAGGGAGGAACUUUAGCCUUCAUUCCUCAGGACAAAAACGCACUUUGACCAUCAGCAAAUGCACACCUGAGGAUGCGGGCACCUACGUCUGCCGCACGGCUGACGACAACACCUCCGCUAAGCUCAGCAUUCACGCCAGGGACAUUAAGAUUGUGAAGAAGCUGGAAGACUUGGAAGUAACGGAGAAGGAGAGCGCGACUUUUGUUUGUGAGGUUUCACAUGAGGAUGUGGAAGGUCACUGGUACAAAGGAAGCACGAAACUGAAAGUCAGUGACAACAUCAAGAUGAGACAGGAGGGUAAAACCUUCGUGUUGUUGUUUAAGUGUGUCUCCCCUGAAGAUACGGGUGAGAUUAAAUUUACAGCUGAAAAGGCAUCUUCAGCUGCAAAACUCAGAGUUAAAGAGCUGCCCGUCAAGUUUGUGAAGAAGCUCAGAGAUAAGAUAGCCAUGUACAAACACCGGGUCCACCUCGAGUGCCACGUGUCCCGCGCCAGCGCAGGCGUCAAGUGGUUCAAAAGCAAGACGGAAAUUAAAGCCAGCAAAAAAUACGAGAUUAAAAGUGAAGACGUGUACCGAACGCUCACCAUCAACGACGUGGACUCUGGCGAUGAAGAGACUUACACCUGCGACGCCACCGAUGACAGGACGUCCUGUAAACUGCUGGUAGAAGAGCAGUCCAUCAGCAUCGUGCGGGAGCUCAGCCCCGUGGAGGUGACCGAGCCCUUCGCUGCUGUUUUUGAGGUGGAGAUCAGCAUGGAGCUGGUCAAACCUCCUGCUUGGACUCUGAACGGGGUUGCCAUUCAGGAGGGUCCUGAUGUUGAGAUGGAGAAGGAAGGCACCAUGCACCGUCUGACGUUCAAAAAGACCAAAGCCGCCAUGACGGGGCUUGUGCAGUUCACCGCUGGGAAAAGUAAAUCCUCAGCUCAGCUCACAGUUAAAGAGCGUCCGCUUGAGAUCGCUGAGCCAAUCUCUAACGUGAACGCAAAGGAGAAAGGUUCAGCCACGCUCACCUGCAAGUUCUCAGCCACACCGAAAGAGGUCAAAUGGUUCAAAGGUCAGGAGCUGCUGACAGCGUCAGACAAGUACAGCAUGAAGCAAAAAGCUGCGAUGGCGCAACUCGCCAUCCAACGACUGACGGAGGAGGACAGCGGCGAGUAUCGCUGCCAGUCCGGACCGGCUGAGACCAAAGGCGCUCUGACCGUAGAAGCGCGAGACAUUAAGAUCACCAAACACCUGGCCGACAUCGAGGUGGAUGAAGACGGCGAUGCGGCCUUCACGUGCGAGAUCAAUUAUGCAGACGAAGAGGCGCAGUGGCUCCUGAACGAUAAGGUGCUCUGCACAAACGAGGUCAACACCAUCACACAUGAAGGAAAGCUCCACAAACUCACGCUGAAGAACCUGGCGCCAAACGAUGGAGGGACCAUCACCUUUCAAGUGCGGAAGGUGAAAGAAACCGGUCCAUAAAUUCGUCAAAGCACUGGAGGACAGCCAAGCAGAAGAGAAGAGCUCCGUGACUUUAAAAUGUGAGACGGCACAGACCCCAUCCACGGUAAUCUGGCUCAAAGGCCACACCGAGCUCAAGGCCGGAGGUCGAUAUGUGAUGUCCCAGAAGGAGGGAGUGAUCACCCUCACCAUCAAAGACCUGGAGGAGACGGAUACGGACAUCUACACGUGUGAUGUGGGAACCGCCAAGAGCAUGGCCAAAGUGACGGUUAAAGUCCUUCCAGCCACUUUUACUGAGAAGCUGAAGGAUCAGAGCAAAACUGAAGGAGAAGUCGUGUCUUUGAGCUGUGGACUAUCCAAACCGGCCGCCACUGUCCAGUGGAGAAAAGGCUCUGAACUUCUAAAACCAGGAGAAAAAUAUGAGAUGACGCAAAAGGGAACUUCCUGUCUACUUCAAAUUAAAAGUUUGGUGGUUGAAGAUAGUGGAGAAUACUCUUGCGUGGUUGGGGACCAGACAACAUCUGCUACCUUAAAAGUCACUGCGUUGCCUCCAAACUUCGUGCAGAAGCUGAAAAGUGAAGAAGCUGAAGAGGGAGCAGCUGUUACUUUCACUAGUGAGCUCUCGAAAGCCGGAGUCUCAGUGGAGUGGAGGAAAGGAGCAGCGGUCCUGAAGUCUGGAGAGAAAUACCAGAUGAGGCAGAAGGCCGCUGUUCAUGAACUCAUAAUCAACAACGUUGUCCCAGAAGACAGUGGAGAAUACAGCUGUGUGUCCGGAACCCAGAAGACAACAGCAAACCUAAAAAUCAAGGUCAAGCCAGUGACGUUCAAACAAACUUUAAAGAGUCAGGAGGCUGAGGAGGGAGCCAGCAUGACUCUGAGCUGUGAGCUCUCCAAACCUGGACUUCCUGUGGAGUGGAAGAAAGGAACUCAGGUCCUGAAGUCUGGAGAGAAGUACCAGAUGAAGCAGAAGGCCUCUGUUUACGAACUGGUGAUCACAGAGGUGAUACCAGAGGACAGUGGAGAGUACAGCUGUGAGUGUGGAGACCAGAAGACCACAGCCAGCAUCAACAUAAAGGCCCAGUGCGUGACCUUCACACAGAAGCUGAAGAGUCAGGAGGCUGAGGAGGGAGCCAGCAUGACUCUGAGCUGUGAGCUCUCCAAACCUGGACUUCCUGUGGAGUGGAAGAAAGGAACGCAGGUCCUGAAGUCUGGAGGGAAGUUCCAGAUGAAGCAGAAGGCCUCUGUUUACGAACUGGUGAUCAAAGAGGUGAUACCAGAGGACAGUGGAGAGUACAGCUGUGAGUGUGGAGACCAGAAGACCACAGCCAGCAUCAAGAUCAACGCUUCUCCAGCUGUGUUCUCUAAAGAACUGGAGAACCAGACCGUGGAAGAGGGCCACAGUGUUACCUUACAAUGUGAGCUCUCUAAACCUGACGUUCCUUUGGAGUGGAGAAAGGGCCAACUCGGUCUUUGUCCUUGUGCCAAAUAUGAGAUUAGACAAACGGGACGCCUGGCUGGAUUAGUAAUCCAUGAUGUUGAUGCUGAGGAUUCUGGAAGUUACACGUGUGACACUGGUGACCAUCAGAGCACGGCCAAGUUAGCUGUGAAGGCCAAGCCGGUCCUUUUCAAAACCCAGCUACACAACCUGGAAAGAGAGGCAGGACAGAGUGCUAGUUUUCGAUGUGAGACCACAAAGCCGGGAGCCAUUGUGGUGUGGAGGUGUUGUGACAGGGUGCUGGCGACCAGUAGCAAGUAUCAGCUGAAACAGGACGGCGCUGUGGUCGAGCUGGUCGUCUAUAAACUGCAGAGAUCUGACGCAGGGGAAUACUCGUGUGACACGGGCUGCCAGAGGACGUCAGCUGUCCUCACUGUGAAGGAGGUGGAGGUUAGCAUUCUGAAAUUCUUGGAGAGCUGCGUUGUUUAUGAGGGAGAAGACGUCAGCUUCCAGUGUCUGCUUUCUCAAGAAGACACGCCUCCGGUCCAGUGGAAACUGCAGGACGUCCCUCUGCAAAUGAAUGAGAUGAACUUGAUUAAAGCUGAGGGGCGGCUGCACAGUCUCACACUUAGAGGAGUCACUACAGCUGACUCUGGAACCGUCACUUUCACGGUGGGAAACCACAACUCCACUGCCUCCCUGACAGUCAAAGCAGCACCAGUUACAUUCAGGACGGAGCUGGAAAAUCAAGUGUCCGCAGAAGGUGGCGAAGCCUCAUUGUCCUGCGAGACAUCCAGCUCCGAAUGCAAGGUGACCUGGCGGAGAGACUCCACAAUAAUCACCCAUGGAGAGAAGUACACAAUGCAGCAAAGAGACACUACUCACAUCCUUACCAUACACAAGCUGGUAAAGGAGGAUAGUGGUGAAUAUACAUGUGAGGCAGGAGACAAGAAAAGCACUGCCACUCUUAGUGUAAAAGAGAAAGUCCGUAUCGUCCGAGAUCUCUGUGAUGUAACCGUGUCCACCGGUCAGGAUGCUUGCUUUGAGGUCGAGCUGUCACACGUAGGCGUCACCAACUGGGAAUGGUGGCUCGGAGACAACCUCCUUCAAAACAAUGAUCUAAAUCAAAUGAGCAGCCAAGGCAGAGUGCACCGCCUGGUUCUGAAGAUGGUAACCACAGAUGAAUCAGGGGAUGUUGCCUUCGUAGUUGGAGAAGAGAAGAGUGUGGCUUGUCUUUUGGUGGAGGAAAAGCCCAAAGUGUUGAUACUCGAGAAUCCACAAAACACUGUGGCGUUAGAAGGAGAAUCGGCCACACUUGCCUGCUCCAUUUCUGAUCCCACCGGCUCAGUCACCUGGAUCAGGAACAAUGCGGCCAUCCGAGCAGGUCUCAAGUAUGAGCUGAAGAGGAACGGGGCUUUCCAUCAGCUUCAUAUCCACAAUCUGAGCCCUGAUGAUUCAGGAACGUACACCGUCGACACCGGAGAUGCUCGCUGUGACGUCACCUUGACCGUGGAAGGUGCUCCUGCGUUCUUCAAGAAAGAACUCAAGAACCAGGACGCCAUAGAGGGUGAUGAUAUCACCUUGCACUGUGAGCUAUCUAAGCCAGGUGUUCAUGUUGAGUGGAGAAAGGGAGGUGUUGUCCUCCAGUCUGGUAAGAAGUAUGAGAUGAAGCAGGAAAAAUACGUUCAAGAGCUCUGUAUACGAAACCUGGAGCCGGAAGACAGUGGCUACUAUACUUGUGAUGCAGGAAACCAGCUCACCACAGCUUCUUUAGCAGUGCAAGUGAAAGAAGUCUUCAUUGUGUCUGGUCUUAAGACCACCGAUGUCUUUGUUGGGGAAUGGGCAGUUUUCUCCUGCCAGCUCUCUGGCAGGGCGCCCGGUAAGGUGCAGUGGUGGCUGGAUGGUACGCUGCUGGAGAACGGCCCCAAUGCUGAAAUAGGGGAGGGGGAGGGCCACAUCCACACACUCACCUUAAAGAACCUGGCCACUGAUGAUUCUGGCACUGUCACCUUCAAAGGGGGCAGCUUAACCUCAGCAGCCAAGCUCUUAGUCAAAGAUCCAGCAGUUGAAGUGGUGAGCCAGAUGGAGGACCUUUGGGUGCUUGAAAACCUUCCAGCUGAGUUCAUCUGUCAGUACUCACGGCCGGUGAAGCCUGAGUGGAAGAAAGAUGGACAGCCUUUGCAGCCUGAUGGCCAAAGGGUGGUAGUGGAGCAGGACUGGAAUGUGGCUCGCUUGUACAUUAAGCGCGUGUCCGCUGAGGACGGGGGUACAUACUCCUGUGAGGCAGGGGGGACGAGCGUCGCUGCCUCACUUCAUGUGGAAGCCAAACCCAUCACCAUCGUUCAAGGCCUGGAAAAUGUGGAAAUAUUUGAUGGAGGUGAAGCGCUCUUUGAGUGUGCGCUGUCUCGACCUGAAAGCAAAGACUGUCGCUGGCUGCUGGAUGGCAAACCCGUAAAGGAAUCCCCUACUGCUGAAGUUGUGACAUUUGAGAGUGGCCGUCGCCAUCUUCUCCUCUUGAAGGAACUGCGUGUGAAAGACAGUUGUACGGUGACAUUUAAAGCUGGUACAGCUUCUACCUCCGCCCAACUCACCAUUAAAGACUGGAAAGUGAACAUUGUGAAGGGUUUGGAGGACAGAGUGGCUGCAGUUGGAGAGAAAGUGGAGUUCUCCGCUCAGUUGGAGGAAGCCAUUCCUGCCGCAGAAGUGGCCUGGUAUGCCAACGGAGUGGAACUCAAACCCGGUGACCUCUGGACAAUGAGAGCCGAUGGCAGUGUUUACCAUCUCGUCCUGAAGCAAGUGCCCUUGUUGCCCCAACAAGAAAUCACUUUUGCUGCUCGGGAUGCUCUCUCUUUGGCCAAACUUACCAUCAUUACUGUUCCUGAUCCUCCAGAGGACCCAGAGGUCCUCAGUAAAACUGAAGAGUCCGUCACCCUCUCCUGGUUCACUCCUCUUUAUGAUGGAGGAAGUCCCAUUCUGGGCUACAGAGUGGAAAUGCGGCUGGUGGACAGCGCGCUUUGGCUUCCAUGUCAUUCUGAGCCGGUGUUCAACACGGAGUACGUAGUUGGGAAUCUGACGUCAGGGAGCGGAUACAGGUUCAGAGUGGCAGCCAUCAACAGAGCCGGGACUGGAGAGCCUGUUGAGCUGCCGCUGACUGUGCAGCUCGAUUCCGCUAAACAGGUGCUCGCUUCUCAAGAUACAAAACAGGAAAAAGCGCUGGAACAACCCAAUCUUCCUCCCGAAGCUGCAGAAGACUCUGAUCUCCACGAGCUUUGGGAAGCAUCAACAAAGAAACGGAGAAUGAGUCGGGAACCGACUUUGGACUCGAUCACUGAGCAGCCUGAGGAAGACGGUAAAAAAGGUCGGGCAAAAAAAGCGGAGACAGAGCUCGUAUCAUCUCAGAAAGUGGAAAUAAAAUCCUCAGAAAAGACGCAGACCAUUGAGUCCAAGACGGCAGAAUCCAAGCAGGCGAUCAACGUCGAGGAGGAAAUCGUUUCUGGAGGUUCGACACUUGUGUCUUACCUCAAAAAGAGUAGCGAGACUGCCGUCGCAGAGACCAGCGAGACCGAAACCUUAAGCACAGAGAAGUUCUUUGCUCAUUUCCAAGUGGCAGAACAGAAAACUGUGCAGCAGACUGAGGUGAAGAAAGUUGUAACCGAGCAAAUAGAGAAGAAACUGAUAUCCUCAGAAAGUUCGAGCAUUAUGGAGAUCUCAAAAGAAGAUGAGCCGGAGCUUAAAGACGCCGCCAUUAAGAUUCAAGCUGCCUUUAAAGGUUACAAGGCUCGCAAGGACAUGCGCCCUGUCUUCAGAGAAGUCUUCAAAGAUCAGACCUUUGAACCAAACGGCACCAUCCACCUCGACUGUGUGACGGAAGGCAAACCUGACAAGGUGCGCUGGUUAAAAGAUGGGGAGCCAGUGGUGGACGGCAAGCAUCACCACGUUGACAUCUACAGCGAUGGUACUUGUUCUCUAGUCAUAACUGCCGUCACCACUAAGGACACGGGAGUGUACACGUGUGAGGUCAGCAACAAGUUUGGAACAACGUCUCACAGCGCAAAGGUCACAGUGGGGACGGCGAGAGAACCGUCAGGGCGCCGACCUUUGACGGUCGGCUACAGUGCCGACAGCGAGCCUGAGAGCUCGUCUGGCAGUGAGAUGGAUGACUCUCUUAAGCAGGCGAGGAGACGCCUCAGGCGCCUCUUACGGACAUGUCUUCCCCCGGAUGUUGAGGAAGAACCGUUUGUCAGUGCAGACGAGGGAGACCUUCAUCCCCCGGACCCCCAAUCGUAUCGCGAAGACGACACCUAUAUCUACAUUCGCUUUGAUUCACGGUCUGAGGCUGAAGUCGCUUCCAAGAGAUUCCAGGAGAUGUUCACCAUCCAUGGAGUCCCCAUCGAUGCAGCAAUCAUAGCAGCAGGGCAUCACAAAGUGGAGCUGCGAAUCAAAAAGAUAGGAUACAUCCAAGACGGCACACAGACCCCCACACAGGAUCGACAGGCUCCUGCUUUCAUGGUCGGAGCUACAGUGUCUUGCAGCUCAGAUUAUGACACCGCGGUUGACGCCACCGAGACUUCCUCCUAUGUCAGUGCCAAAGGUUAUGCGUCCAGCAGAGAAACGGAGACCUUUGAGUCUGUAGCUGAAGACGAUCAGCUUCCUCAAGUGGUGGAUGAGCUUCAUGAUGUUCACGUGUGUCCGGGUUCACCUAUAGCAAAGAUGCAGCUUAGAGUGAAAGGCUUUCCCAAACCCAGAGUGUACUGGUUCAAAGAUGGACAGCCUGUUCAUGCCUCAGAAAGGGUCCAGCUCUCAGCAGAGAGGGAUGUCCACAGUGUGGAAAUCACGGAGGUGAAGAGAGAAGACAUGGGGGAGUACUCUGCUUACAUCAGCAAUGUAGCGGGAUCUGCCUACUCAUCUGCCCGACUGAUCGUGCUGAAUCCAGGAGAGAUGAUGCCUAAAGACAAAAAAGACUCCAAGGAGCCCCUGGUGCCGCCACGCUUUGUGGAAAAGUUCUGCAACCGAAAAGUAAAACAAGGAGCAAGCAUCACUCUGUCUGUCAAAGUAGAAGGAUCUCCUACACCGAUGGUCUCCUGGUUAAAGGAAAAAUCCGAGGAGGACGUCUUGUGGAUUAAGCCUGAGACGCCGAGAUACAAAAUAGCAAGUUCUGGACGCCAGCACAGCCUGAUCCUGAUGGACGUGAACUCUGAGCACAGCGGCGUGUACACCUGUAUUGCUACUAACAGAGCCGGACAGUCCGUCUGCACCGCUCAUCUUCAGGUGGAUGACACACCACAACCAAAGAAGGAGACAAUGCCUUUGGGAGCUCUUGGGAUCACAGUUAGUCCUCCAGAAGGGAAGAGUAGCAGAGGAACGGAGGGUAAAAUACCUUACCUUGGUGAAGUAGGUACUGAGGAGUUUCUCAUGAAACUCACAUCUCAGAUCACUGAAAUGGUUUCAGCGAAAAUCACACAAGACAGUUUACAGAAUCAGGAAGUCCUCCAGUGGAUGAAAUCUUGGCCCAAAAAUUCCACAUCGUUACGCGUCCCAGGCGUCGACAGUGAUGACGAGACAAAAACGCCUUCGCCGUCUCCUCACCACGGCAGAUCCAGACCGCCGUCCCUCAUCGCUGACUCCUCCUCAGAGUCUGAUGAAGGAGACGCCCGAGGAGAGAUGUUUGACAUCUACGUAGCAACGGCGGACUACACGCCGACUCUCGCCAGCAAAGACUCCAUCUCUCUAAAGGAGGGUCAGUAUGUUGAAGUUCUGGAUUCUGCUCAUCCUCUGAAGUGGUUAGUUCGUACCAAGCCCACAAAAACAACCCCGUCCCGCCAAGGCUGGGUCUCACCUGCUUACCUGGACAAGAAACUCAAGCUUUCUGCCGACUCGGGAGAUCUUCCUGAGACCAGCACAGAGGAGGUCUCAGAGGGGGAGUACAAGAGGAAGUUAUUCCAAUUGAUUCAAGAUCUGAUAAACGGAGAAUCCGAGUUCGUCAGGGAGGUGGAUUUCUUCACGUCCCACCACCAGAAGCACGCCGACUGCCCCGAUGCCCCCCCCGACAUUUCCAGCCAGAAGGAAACCAUUUUCAGGAACAUCGAUGAUAUCAAGACCUUCCACAGCAAGACAUUCCUUCCCAAGUUGAAUGACUGUGAAACUGAUGAUGAUGUAGCGAUGUGUUUCCUGAGGAACAAAGCGGGCUUUGAGAAGUAUCUCCAGUAUCUCGUAGGUCAGAGUCAGGCGGAAUCUGCGGUCAGUGACAAGACUGUGCACCGUUUCUUUAAGGAGUACACAGACACGGAGCAGGCCAGUGCAGACCCUGCAGGUCCUCCAGUGCGAAGCAUCAACACCCAUCUCAAGCAACCACUGGAGAGGAUUCAGAAGUACAAGAGCCUUCUUAAGGAUUUCAUUCGAAACAAGGCGAGAAAUGGACAGAACUGCUGCCUGCUGGAGGAAGCGUUCGCCAUGGUGUCAGCGCUGCCUCAGCGCUCUGACAACACCCACCACGUCUCCAUGAUAGAGAACUAUCCUGCUACCCUGGAAGUUCUUGGAGAACCAAUAAGACAGGGACCUUUCCAAGUGUGGGAAGGAGCUCCUGGGAUCCGGUCGUCCUCCAGGGGGCACCAUCGCCACGUCUUCCUCUUUAAAAACUACUGCAUCAUCUGCAAACCUAAGAGAGACAGUAGCACUGAUACACAAGCCUACGUUUUUAAGAACAUGAUGAAACUCAAUAAUAUCGACGUGAAUGAAACAGUUGAGGGCGACGACCGAGCUUUCGAGAUCUGGCACGAGCGGGAGGAUUCUGUAAGGAAAUACACGUUACAGGCCCGGACUGUUACCAUCAAGAACUCGUGGUUGAGGGAUUUCAGAGAACUGCAGCAGCGAUUCAGCACGCCUGCGUGGAAUCCUCCUGAUUUUGUAGAAAUUUUGGCAAACUGCACAGCAGAGUUGGGCCAAACGGUCAAACUCGCCUGCAAAGCUACUGGAGUGCCCAAACCUGUCAUCACCUGGUACAAAGAUGGUCGUCAAGUAGAGGCGGACCCUCAUCACAUCAUCAUCGAGGACCCCGAUGGCUCCUGCACUCUGAUCCUGGAUAACAUGACCGCUGACGACUCCGGCCAGUACAUGUGCUUUGCCACCAGCUCAGCUGGGAACGCCAGCACGCUUGGAAAGAUCACCGUUCAAGUACCUCCUCGUUUUGUGACGAAGAUGAAGAAUUCGGUGUUUGUUGCCGGUGAAGAUGCUCAGUUUACUUGUGUCAUACAAAGCGCCCCCACUCCUAAAAUAAGGUGGUUCAAGGAGGGAAGGCUGCUGACUGACCAGGAGAAAUAUCAGACCUACAGUGAACUCCGCAGUGGAGUUCUGGUUCUGGUCAUUAAAAACGUGACAGAGAGAGACCUUGGCCACUACGAGUGUGAGCUGUCCAACCGUCUGGGCAGUGCCAAGUGUGCGGCUGAUUUAGUCCUCCCCUCGGCUGCGGCUCGGACUGGCGAGCCAGCCAUCGUCAUUGAAGUUACCGAGCAGGAAACCAAAAUCCCAAAGAAGACCAUCAUCAUUGAGGAGACCAUUACCACCGUGGUGAAGAACCCGCGGAUGAGGAGACACCGCUCGCCCGGUUUGAUUGUCGCCGGUGCGCACCGCUCAGAGACGUCCACCCCCGAGCCCUCGUCGGGCCGGCCCAGAAGGAUGCCCGCCCCGAGGAAGACCACCAUCCCCACGCUUUACGUCACCGAGCCGGCGGGCGCAGAAGCCAGGCCGGUGGAGAGCAAGCCCAGGUGGGUUGAAGUGGAGGAGGUCAUAGAGUACAAGGUCAACAAGUCCCCCCGGCUGUCGAGGAGGAGGGGGGUUUCACCGGCGGGGUCCGAUCGCUCCGCCACGUCCUCCAGGGCGAGGAGGUCUGGGGAAAACCCCAAUGCCAACAAUUCCAACAACAAGCUGGUGGAGCAGCCACUCGUGCAGGAAGACGUCGGCGAGCACCUGCUGCCUCAGGAGGAGGAGGGGACUCUUGCUGCCGCUGGAGAACCGAGCGAGCUGUCGUCUGUUCUGACUGAGGAGGACAGUGAAGAUCUGGAUGAUCAAACUGUCGUCUUUGAGUCUGACGAGGAAAACUCUGAACCCAUCACCCUGAAACAAGGAGAUCACGUUUUGACUCUGGAAGACUUGGAGGAUUACGUCCCGGAGGAAGGAGAGACGUACAGGUCUUCAAGCUCCCACCGAGGCGCUGAGGAGAAGCCCUGCGAGGUCUCCGUGCUCCAGCGGGAGAUCGGGGGGUCCACGGUGGGGCAGCCGGUGCUUCUCAACGUGGGCCGGCCCGACGCCGUGCCCAGGCAGAGGAGCGGCUUCUUCUGCCGCUUCAAGGAGCAGCUCUCCGGCAGCCUUUUCCCGUCUCCUUUCCCACAAGGCGGCGAGACCCGACGCCGGCCGGAGAGGAGAGUCCCGAUCCAAGUGAGCCACGCCAAGCUAGAGGUCCAGCCCUCGUACUGCUCCGAGGUGCAGAGGGUCGAGGGCGGCCAGCAGAGCUUCAAAACCAAAGUGUCGACUCAGACUUACGGUUACACGUCCGUCGGAAACCCCGUCACUCUUCAAAUCAAAGAUAAUGUUUAUCAAAACCAGUAAAAAUACCUAAUAAAUAACCCUUGUAGUCUUAAAUAGGAGCUUUUCUACUUCAGAAAAUGUCUCUCCAUUCAUACAAAGAAAGAUAUGUGGGCUAGAUUUUACAGAUCAUUCCAGUUUAACUCUUUAACACCGGAGCUCCAGUGUUUAUGUUACUGUAACUUUUCAAACGUUAGCACUAUAAUUCCAGCAGAUUUUGAAGCAGAAAAGCGACGCUUUAAUGGUUGACUCAUUAUCACUCGAAAAAUUAAUGUGUUUUCUUGUGACAACGAGAUCCACUGUCUCAUUAUCAAAAGAAAAUUAAUGCUUUUUCGUGAUAAUGAGAUCCAAUAUACCAUUAUCAUGAGAAACUGAAUUUUUCGAGAUACCGAGAUCCACAAUAUCAUUUUCACGAGAAAAUGAUUUUUUUGUGUGUGAUAACGAGAUUCUAUAUAUCAUUAUCACAAGAAAAUAAAUUUGUUUUCUUGUGAUGAUCCACUGUCUCAUUAUCACUCGAAAAUGAAUGUGUUUUCUUGUGAUAACGAGAUCCACUGUCUCAUUAUCACAAAAAUGAAUGUUUUUUUCGUGAUAAUGAGAUCUAAUAUAUCAUUAUCAUGAGAAACUAGAUUUGUUUCGAGAUAACAAGAUCCACUAUAUAAUUUUCACGAGAAAAUGAAUAUUUUUUGUGAUAACGAGAUCCUAUAUAUCAUUAUCACGAGAAAAUGAAUUGGGUUUCUUGUAAUAACAAGAUCCGCUAUCUCACAAUUAAGAGAAAAUAAAUCUUUUUUAUCGUGAUAACAAGAUCCUGUAUCUCCUUAUCACAUGAAAAUGAAUUGGGUUUCUUGUAAUAACAAGAUCCGCUAUCUCACAAUUACGAGAAAAUACAUUUGUUUUCUCGUGAUAACGAGAUCCAGUAUCUCAUUAUCACGAGAAAAUGAAUUUGUUUUUUUCGUCGCUUUUCUCCUUCAAAAUCUGCUUGAAUGAUCGUGUUAGUGGCUGAAAAGUUACAGUAUGUUAAAGAUUUUGUAUUUAAGCGUCAUCGGCUACGCCUCAGGUGUUAAAGAAAUCAAUCAAGAAAGAACAGGAUCCUCAAAGUUUUAUGAAAGUAAUGGAGUUUUUACAGUAGAAACUCGUAAGAUUAAACAGAUUAAAACAGAUGGGAAUUUUAAGUCAAGGUUAUGUCAGCUGCAGACCAUAAAAGCUUCAAAAAUUCUCUAAUUUAUGCUUCUAAGCGAUCAUAAAUAUUGAUCUGGAGAUACAUGGAUCUAACUCAGGGAUAUGCAAUUCGAGGGUCGCAGUAUCUGCAUGAUUUCCAGAUAUCAGAUAUACUGAUGACACAGUUCAGGUGUGUCCAGCCAAUUAGGGCACAUUAUCACAAGAAAAUGAGUUUUCUCGUGAUAAUGAGAUCCAGUUUCGCAUUAUCAUGUGAAAAUGACAAUUAGAACAUGCCAGAGCAGGGGAUGUUGGAAAACGUGAAGAAAAGCAGCCCUUGAGAUGCCUGUUCCUGGUCUAAUUGAAAUUCUACUGUAAUCAUAAACAAUUCAUGACAUUUUAAUAUGUAGAAGAGGCUGAAAGGGAGAUUACUUUCAAAAUAUGAGCAAAAACAGAUCCGUAAGUUUGUUUGUAGACAUGCAAACUGCUCUCUUUGGUUUGAUCUAUUGGCUUUACAGUUAUGGUCUUCCUCUAUUCUUGUAUAUUUACAGACCCUUGAAUGGAGGAAACCAAUUAUUUUUAUUGCUCCACUUAAGACGAAUCUCAAUUUCAUUUUGCUCUUUGAAUGACAAGUGAAAUAAGUAUGUACAAAAGUCAAAUAGAAGCGUUUAUUUUGUCAUUUUCCAUUAUUUUUAUGUUGGUUUUUUUUUUGUCAAAAUUUCCGAAAGUCUAAUGAAAUAGAGUUUUUGAAAUUCUGAAAUUAUUAGUUAUUGUCUUGGCUUUAUUGCUUUUGGGUUUGUUGAACACAAAAUAUUCUAGUUAGUGGAUUCUACAUGAAUGAACAAAUUAUAGAAUAUUUGCUGGUUUAUGAUUAUUUUUAUCUUUCAAGAAUUACAUUUCUAAUGUUCUGCUCAAACAACUUUGACAUGCAGGAGUCGGGGUCGUUACCUUACAAAUAUUUAACACGUGUGACUGCAUGAAGUUGCUUAUUUGAAUCUUUUUGCUCUGAGAAAUCAGAACUUUUCCUCGUUGAAGUGCAGGAUUGGAGAACAUUUUCCUCUUCCUUACAAGAGUGUGGUUUAGUAUGUAAUUUACGGCGUACGUUGUGCCAUAUUACAGCACUAAUGGAUUGUAAUUGUAAAGUACACAUGUAGUUUUGGACAUAAACGGCUGAAUAAAAUAGUUGAAAUAAAUAUAUUUAUUGCAA